UGAAAGGGGAUUACGUUUUGUUGCGAGUGUUCAAAAUGAUGCGCGUGCCAACGAUCGUGGGGUUGAUCACCAGCUGUUUGCUGUUGCAGACCGUGGUUUUUGUGGUUGGAGCGGGCCACGAUCCACCACCAUCUCCAUCGAAUCGACCAACGCAACUCGAAGACAUUGAGCGCGACAAUCUAAACAGUGAGCGGCAGGUGUUCAAGAAGGAAGCGAUCGCCCAGCAACAGCAACAGCUUGGAGCUAGCUCGACGCAAAGCAACAACCAUUACUCGCUGCAGAUCCAGCACCAUCCGGGCAGCACGGCGGCAGCUCAUAGCGCCGUUAAAUACGUGACUCCGCUUCCGGCACCACAGCAGAUCACCUACACGAAAGAACAAUCGCUGCCUCAACAAUUCUACAAUCAUCAACCGCAGCAACAGCAACAGCCACAACCGCAACAGUUUCUGCAUUAUCAACCGCAACUGCAACAACAACCUGUUCCACAGGUGCAUGAGGAUCAUUCGACGUAUACGGUUCCAUCGCGACAAUCGCUCCUGCAGCCCGUGAUCGGUGGUAGUGCGCCAUCCUCUCCCUAUCUUACCCCACAGCCUCAAUAUGUUUACGUCCAGGCACGACCACAGCAGCAGAUGCAGUAUGCUUCCGGUCAGAGCAGUCUACCUCAAUCGCUGCUUCACAUUCUGCCACAAAAUUCCCAAGCUUAUAUCAUGAUUCCGACCCAGUACUACCAGCAGCAACCAUCGCAUCUUCCAUCCGAAGUACCAUCGUCGGCACCGCAUUCCGCUCAGCAGCUGGCUGCAUACGUCAACGAUCCAGACAACCAUAUCGAAACCUAUUCUCACGGUGAAACUGGAGCACAGUCACCAUCUGCACCUCCAGUAAACUCGAUUCCCUCGGAUCCGGCCGCACAAACCCAGUCUACCUCACCGACACCGGACAUCGUCUAUGCUCCGUCCUCUACACCGGCCCCACCACGCCACCAAUCGCCCUCGUCUGAGUUUUCCAUCGUAAAGAGUAUCGAGCAACCGAUUUACUAUUCACACGAUCUGCCAGCACCGUUGCCGUCUCCUACAUACAACAAGGACCUUCCACAGCACACCUUCAUCGGACCACUUCACAAUCAUCAUCAUCACCAUCAUCAACAACAGCAAGUGGCUCACCGGGUGCCUCAAUUCCACCUUCAACAACAAUUGCCACAUCACGAAGGACAUGCACACUUUGCGGGGCCACAUUUUCCACAGACACAGCACGUGCCACAGCAUACACCAUCCCCGGUCUAUCCUUCCUUGAACCAUCCAAACAAUGGAAUCCUAAACUACUUCGGAGUGCAGCAUCGUCCACCGACCAGUCUGCUGGACUCGUACGUACCGAGUGCGUUGCAACUUCACAAGAACCAACCCGUUUUCGUGCCGAAACAUCGUCCAGCGCUCGUUUCCUUCUAUCAGCCGGGCUAUCCUUUCAUUGCUGGUCCUCAUCAUCAUCAUCAUCCUCAUCAUCAGCAGCAACAUCAUGCGUAUUCCGUCAAUCCCUUGCAUACGACCAUCCUUCAACCGGCCGCUGGUCCAAUCCCAUUCGGUCAUCAGCACCAGCAAGCGCCACAGAUUGCGCAUGCAGCCGCCCCUGGACCACUGGGUCCGGUAGCAACGGCUCCGGCCUACAAUACGAUCGCUUACUCGGUUCCACUAGCCUUCACCAAGACGUCCGCUCAGUACAAGCGAUCACCGGCGUUGUUCAGUGUGGCCGGUUUCCUGCCGAAGAUACCAGCACUCGGUGGUGCCACUACCAAGCUGCAGCCAUCGAAGCCCCUUCCCUGAGUGGCCGACGCGCUAUU
Messenger RNA from Anopheles darlingi, 1831 nucleotides. RefSeq names its product trithorax group protein osa-like. Bases 36 to 1814 code for a protein of 592 amino acids. The transcript has 4 exons. Lineage: Eukaryota; Metazoa; Arthropoda; Insecta; Diptera; Culicidae. The record is from RefSeq and is a predicted model, not a curated record.